CUGAAUGGUCAGUGUUUCAAAAUAAUUAUCCGUUAACAUGAACCGUAUGAAUUAUUAUUCAUAUAGACGUUAUCCAACUCGGAAUAUCGAUAGCAAACACGUUCCAUUGAGUUUAAAUGGACUCAAGAGAGUUGGAGAUAAUCCAUGUCCACGUUUAGCCAUUGGCUCAGAAUACAUGAGUCAAGACCUCUAUUUUCUGUACAAAAACUCAAACGAUUAUCAUAUGAAGGAAGAAGUGAGAAAAGGAAUAAUUAAGACGUGUAAGGAUACUAACAAACGGUUUCAUUGCAAACGUUCCCUAAAGGAAAAGUCUGAAUUAAAAGGAGUUUCUACUCCCUCAGCUGAAGACGAGGAUAAAAAACAUCAAAGAAGCCUAAAGAAGCGUAAUUCAAAUAGGAAUCCACCAGAAAAAAGAGAUAUGAAGACAAAUAUCCGCAAAAGACCGUUAAAAGAUAUAGCUUAUUUUUCUGUCUAGCAUUAUCUACGAUUAAUAACAAUAUAGCUCAACGUUUGGGUAGUGAACGUGGC
Molecule: messenger RNA, 528 nt
Organism: Trichobilharzia szidati
Lineage: Eukaryota; Metazoa; Platyhelminthes; Trematoda; Strigeidida; Schistosomatidae
Source: the annotation of a GenBank genome assembly